GCCUUCCUCCCUCCCUCCUCCUCCUCCUCCUUUGCCUGCGAGCAUUCCUUAGCUCUUUGAAACCCAAUCCCUAGUUUUCUCUUCAUUUCCCUCAUCUCUCUCCUUGCGCAUUGUGCUCUAAGGUUUUGGCUGUUGAAAAUGGAAUUUGAAGACUGCUACAGACAAGUACAGAGGCCAAAAUAUGAUUGCCUGCUCUUCGAUCUUGAUGACACUCUGUAUCCAUUGAGCACUGGCAUAGCAACUGCAUGCACCAACAACAUCAGAGAGUAUAUGGUCAAGGAGCUUGGGAUUGAAGAGAGCAAGAUUGGACACUUGAGCGAUCUGCUCUAUAAGAACUAUGGAACAACUAUGGCCGGUCUAAGGGGGAUUGGUUAUGAAUUUGACUAUGAUAAGUAUCAUGCUUUUAUUCAUGGAAGACUCCCUUAUGAAAGGCUAAAACCAGACCCAGUUCUUCGAAAUCUCCUACUGAGCUUGCCGAUCCGUAAACUUAUAUUCACUAAUGCCGAUAAGGACCAUGCUGCUAGAGCUCUUAGCAGGCUUGGAUUAGAGGACUGCUUUGAAGGCAUUAUAUGUUUUGAGACUCUGAAUCCUCCUUGCAAGGGAUUUUCUGGAGAGGAAGUUGCUGCAACUGAGAUCUUUGACAUUGUUGGCCAUUUCUCUCAACCUGAGAGUGCCUAUGCUGAACUGCCUAAAACUCCUAUUGUUUGCAAACCAUCUGAAGAGGCUUUUGAAUAUGCUCUGAAGAUUGCCAAUCUCAAUCCACAGAGAACUAUGUUCUUUGAUGACAGUGUUCGCAACAUCCAGGCAGCUAAAAGAGUUGGUCUCCACACAGUUCUGGUGGGGACUUCACACAGAGUCAGAGGAGCAGACCAUGCAUUAGAGAACAUUCACAACCUCAGGGAAGCAUUGCCUGCGCUCUGGGAAGGUGCCGAGAAAGCCGAAGAUGUUCGGUGUAAGCCCAAGGUUGCAAUUGAAACAAUUGCUUAAGUUCUGAUGUAUUUACUCAUUUGAAAAGAAAAAAAAAUGGGGGAAAAAUAAUCUGAAAUAGAGAAAACAUGCAUGUAAUGUUGUUCAUCUUUUAUAUGUACUUUAGUGGGUUAUCAGAAAUAAAAUUUUUGCUGUUUCUUCA
Dioscorea cayenensis subsp. rotundata (Guinea yam) is the source of this 1129-nucleotide messenger RNA. RefSeq lists its product as uncharacterized. The record is from RefSeq and is a predicted model, not a curated record. Lineage: Eukaryota; Viridiplantae; Streptophyta; Magnoliopsida; Dioscoreales; Dioscoreaceae.